UUAGUUGUAUCACUCGAACCAUAUCGCGUUCCUUUAUAUCAGAAUAAAAGAAAAGUUUAAUGUUAUUGUCACUAGUGAAGAUCACUGUGUUAAAAUUAAUAUUUAAUACUUUUAAAAUGAAACUCUUAAUAUUAACCAUUUGUUUUUUAAUAGGAUCUGGUGACAUUAUGCCUUUCAAUUUGACGCUGUACAAAAUGCAUAACCCGAUACAACUUUGGCUUAAUAAACAUGAAAAACAAACUGUUGCUAAUUACAACCUCGAUUUGUUACCUCCAUUUGUGACCUCAACUCCUGCAAGUACGACGGACGAUCCAUGCAAAUAUGACCCACCUAAACCAGAUUUCAGGAAACCAGGUCGCAGGAUAAGUGAAGCUAAAUGUUUUGAAUAUAUAUGGGAAAGAACAAACCGAGAAAAUAAAAAUAAAAAGAGCGAUGAAUGUUUAAAAUUAUAUCAAAGUAAGAGCAUGAAAAUUGUACCGUAUAUUACUGUAAUAGGCGGUAGAGAUACAUUCCCUGGGGAAUUUCCACAUAUGGGCGCGGUCGGAUGGAAGGUUUUUCACGGUACAUGGAUAUUUAUGUGUGGGUGCACACUCAUCAGCUCGAAGUUUACCCUCACUGCCGCACAUUGUACAAAAUCACGAAGUGAUUCGAGAUUAGCGAGUCCUAUACCUGAGAUUGUCAGACUUGGGGACAAAAAUAUUAUCGACAUCGCCUACAACUUGAAUGAACCAAUAGACGCUAAAAUUUUGCGAAUAUAUUCACACCCGCUGUAUGCGGCGCCAAAAAGGUAUUAUGAUAUAGCGCUAAUUGAAAUAGCUGAAAUUAGUGAAUUUUCAAAAUACGUGCAACCAGCCUGCCUAUGGAGUAACUUUAGUACUGACGAUCUUGGAACAUCAGCUACUUUAACUGGAUGGGGGGUUGUUGAAACAGCUACAAAAAAAGUAUCUCCGGAAUUACAAGCAGCUGUAGUUGAUAUCGUAGAUUCAGAGCAGUGUGACGAUUUGCUGAGCCCGUUUCGCAGUAGACAUUGGUGUGGAAUUCAGGAGCAUCAGAUAUGCGCCGGGAAACUGGCGGGCGGUGUAGACACGUGUAAGGGUGAUUCGGGCGGACCUCUUCAAAUGAAAAUACCUCUUCCUGAAUCCGACGAAGGGUCAAUACACUAUGUGAUCGGUUUGACGUCAUUCGGCUUUGGGUGCGCUCGAUCCAACCAGCCCGGCGUCUACACCAGAGUUUCCAGUUUUGUUGAUUGGAUUGAGAGUAUCGUGUGGGCUUAGAAGUUUUAAACGUUAAUAAAUAAUUUAAAAUA
Messenger RNA from Nymphalis io (European peacock), 1306 nucleotides. Its product is annotated as serine protease snake-like. NCBI's taxonomy places the organism in Eukaryota, Metazoa, Arthropoda, Insecta, Lepidoptera, Nymphalidae. The record is from RefSeq and is a predicted model, not a curated record. Gene Ontology annotation, molecular function: serine-type endopeptidase activity. Gene Ontology annotation, biological process: proteolysis. Bases 60 to 1274 code for a protein of 404 amino acids. The transcript has 10 exons.